AUGCGACUCCUCAGACUCCUCCACACAUCGCUCGACCGCGCCUUGCUAGUUCUUUACCCGCUCUGCGCCGUGAGCUUCACUUACUUAUAUCUCUACCCGGUCUUCAAAGGCUGCGCAUUCCCCCUGGCCCACGGCCAGUCCCCAUGGCAAACCCACUCCCCGUUCAUCGGGACGCUACAACAGUAUCCCUUCGCCAAUACCGUCCUUCAACACUUUGGAGUUCCGAACUUUGCGCCGGACGACCCGCCCGCUAUUUUUAGGCUCCUAGUUCUCGCAGACCCUCAAUUGGAAGGCGACACAUCUCUCCCGCUGCCAGAAUGGAAAAUAGUCCCGCGCAUACGCAAACAUUGGCGCGAAGUUCAGAACUCCGCAAAGGCCUCAGGGCUCCCGUGGCCGCUCUCGUUCUUGAACCGCGAGGUGCCCGUCGGUCUGUGGACCAUCAUCACGGAAGAUAUACCGCGUUCGCUGCGAGCAACGCAAAAACAAAUUGAUCUUCUCGGCAACGACUGGUACCUUGCGCACAUCUACCGCACUCUCUUCUGGUGGACGAGACCGACGCAUACAACAGUGCUCGGGGAUCUUCUGGGCAGUCAAUGGAUUGACGAUAGCGAAUUCCAAUUGCGUAGAGCGCGAUAUUGGAACCGUGUUUUUCGUGGCGCCGUACCCGUGAACGACAGCAUCACACGCACGGGUGAGAUUGGGAGUACAGGGAAAGCCAAUGAGGAUCUGGAGGUGAAAGGACACAUGGAGCCACUAGGAGAGGAUGCCGACCCAGCCUGGGCAAGACGGCUGAUCAACGUUGCGGGAAACCAUGACAUCGGGUAUGCAGGCGACGUGAGUGAAGCGCGCAUGGAGCGUUUCGAGCGUGCAUUUGGCCGCGCCAACUGGGAUCUCAAGUUCCAGCACCCUCCUGUCCUGUUGCCCAAUUCUACUUGGGAUGAGCGGACGGUCCCUGUAUUGCAUUUGGUCAAUUUGAAUACGCUUACCCUGGACACGCCUGCUUUAUCUAAGGAUGUCCAGGAUAAGACCUAUUCCUACCUCAAUGACCUGAUUGGCAGAUUGGACCCGGUUGGGGAUGAUAGCACAUUCACUUUACUCCUGACACACGUGCCUUUGCACAAGGAGAAAGGCAUCUGUACAGAUGAGCCCUAUUUCUCAUUCCAUGAUGAUGACGAUGAAGACGGCCCGGACGGAGUGCCGCGCUUUAAGGCCGGCGGUUUGAAGGAACAGAACCACCUGAGCAGCUUUGUUAGCGUGAACGGGAUUUUGCAAGGCAUUUACGGAAAGUCUGGUGAUAAGAAUGCGCAUGCUGGUGGAAAUGGCCGUCAUGGACUCAUUCUCACAGGUCAUGACCACGCAGGCUGUGACGUUGUGCAUUAUAUCUCUCAUAAUGAGACCGAGACCGAGACCGAGACCGAGACCGAAGAGGGCUGGCAAUGGGUCGCUCGACGCUACGAUGGCUCUAAUAUCAAAGAGAUAAAGGCGCCUUCCAUUCGCGAGGUGACUCUUCGUUCGAUGAUGGGUGAGUUUGGUGGCAAUGCUGGUCUUCUUUCCAUCUGGUUUGAUGCUAAGCUUGGUAAAUGGGACUAUGAGAUGACCUUGUGCCCUGCUGGUGUGCAGCAUAUCUGGUGGGCGGUGCAUGUGAUUAUUUUGAUCCAUUUUGGUGUUCAAUUUCUUCGAUUCUUGCUCUGGAUGGGUCUGCGUUCUCAGGAGAUCAAAGAGUCAAGAUCAACUUCGAUGGGUGAGAAGAUCGAGGCGACAGUUAUUCCACUCAUUGAUCGUGCGAAACAAGACCACGAGGGAAGAAAGAAAUUGGAAAAGUCGAGUAGGAAGUGA
This is a messenger RNA of Penicillium maclennaniae, 1836 nucleotides long. RefSeq lists its product as uncharacterized. The coding region runs from base 1 to 1836 and encodes 611 amino acids. Gene Ontology annotation, cellular component: endoplasmic reticulum. The transcript has a single exon. Gene Ontology annotation, biological process: GPI anchor biosynthetic process. Lineage: Eukaryota; Fungi; Ascomycota; Eurotiomycetes; Eurotiales; Aspergillaceae. The record is from RefSeq and is a predicted model, not a curated record.